This is a messenger RNA of Nicotiana tabacum (common tobacco), 1258 nucleotides long. The record is from RefSeq and is a predicted model, not a curated record. NCBI's taxonomy places the organism in Eukaryota, Viridiplantae, Streptophyta, Magnoliopsida, Solanales, Solanaceae.
GAGAUCCCUUUGUUUUGAGUGAGUUUCAUGGGUUGUAUUUGGGAUGCUUAAUGGGUCAGAAUGGGCUAUAACAAAUAAUGGGUUAACUUGGGCUCAGUCCAAAUUGACUCAUGAGCUAAUACUUUUAUAGCCCAACCCAUUAAUCUCUGGGCGGGUUGGAUGGGUUUGGGCUCAAAUUGCCACCCCUAGGUUAACUUAGGUUCUUUGUGCAGAAAUAAGAGAGUUAUAUGCUGUUAAUAGGUUUUAAAACUUUUAACAAAUUACAACAUGCAAAGGAAGGGUGAAAUUCUCUUACAGCUUUUCAGGGUAGCGUGUGGAGGAGGGAAUGGAGACAUGUAUCGGGGUUUAAUUGCUAUCCUCGAUUGCACCUUUUUUGAGUAUGCUUUAUUUUGAAUGUUAAAACAGGCCACUAUGCUGUUUAAGAAACUGUGCUUGAAGUUGGAUGCUUUGUCUCAUUUCCACUUCACUCCGAAACCGGUCAUAGAAGAUAUGUCUGUACAAGCAAAUGUCCCUGCACUUGCAAUGGAAGAGAUUGCACCUGUGGCGGUCUCUGAUGCAGCUAUGCUGGCUCCCGAGGAAGUGUUUGCUGGCAAAGGAGAUGUUAAAGAAGAAACAGAGUUGACACAAGCAGAGAGAAAAAGGAGGAGAGCAAAGAAGAAAAGGAAAUUUAAAGCCGAGUCAUCAAAAAGGAUGGUCAAGGCGGCACCACAAAAUACCUUGUCUGAUGAUGCUGAGAGGAAUGAGAAGUCAUAAUGUGUACCAGGACUGAAUCUGAAUGGUGCUGCCCCUCACCCAAGCAAUUGAGAAAACAAUUUUGGCGCGGGAGGUUCUGCGUCCCUGCUCACCCGCUCGGAGCUACAUCUCAUAGAAAACACUUUAGUGUCCAUUGCGAACACGAACUGAUGUCCGCAGGAAAAGUAGGUGGCAUCAUUUUUAUGGUAAUUUGGCAUACAGAUGAUCGGAAGAAAUGUCAUUACUGGCCCAAGUUUUUGUUGAGAAGAACGAGUUACCUCGCAGGAAAGACAACAACAUAAUUAUGUAAUGUGUUUUUUUUAAGGGAGUUCGAGUCCUUACAAUGUAAUUUAUUAUUUUUUAAAAGGAGUUUGAGUUGCUUCACAGGAUAGGUAACUUCAUUACAAUGUAAUGUGCUGCUUUUUCAACAAGAGUUUAGUGGUCUUGGGCGUCUUUAUGUUGAAUUUAAUGGGAAUUGGCCAACAGCUUUUGAAAUGUAAAGAGUUGGAUUUUUGGGUGAUAAAAA